Molecule: messenger RNA, 1231 nt
Organism: Arabidopsis lyrata subsp. lyrata
Lineage: Eukaryota; Viridiplantae; Streptophyta; Magnoliopsida; Brassicales; Brassicaceae
Product: farnesol kinase, chloroplastic
Molecular function (GO): kinase activity
Source: RefSeq, a predicted model, not a curated record
UGGAAGAAAAGGUCGUCGUCGUCUCUAGUGUUGCAGAAAAUGGCAACUACUACUAAGCUCUCCGUUCUCUGCUGCUCUUUCAUUUCAUCUCCUCUCGUUGACUCUCCUCCUUCUCUCGCCAACAUCCCUCGCUUCUUCUCUCCGAUUCCACGAUUCCUCACUACUAGCUUUAGAUCGAGCUCUAGGUUUCCGGCGACCGAAAUCCGUAAGUCUACUGGAGUCUAACGACGUCGUCUUCCACUCGCCGCCGUGAUGUUUCCGGGAAAUUCAGUUUUAUCAGAUGCCUGCGCGUUUGGAAUCACUAGCAUCGUUGCGUUCUCUUGCCUCGGUUUCUGGGGAGAGAUUGGCAAACGUGACCUCUUGGACCAGAAACUCAUCCGGAAGCUUGUGCAUAUAAAUAUUGGGCUAGUUUUUAUGCUUUGCUGGCCGCUGUUCAGUUCUGGAAUCCAAGGAGCGCUUUUCGCAUCUCUUGUACCUGGACUCAAUAUAAUAAGGAUGCUAUUGCUGGGGCUUGGAGUGUACCACGACGAAGGAACGAUCAAGUCAAUGAGCAGACAUGGAGAUCGCAGGGAACUACUCAAGGGACCGCUUUACUAUGCACUGUCAAUCACAUCAGCCUGCAUCUUCUAUUGGAAAUCAUCCCCAAUCGCCAUUGCAGUCAUAUGCAACCUUUGCGCAGGAGAUGGUAUGGCUGACAUCGUGGGUCGGCGGUUUGGAACAGAGAAGCUUCCUUACAACAAAAACAAAUCAUUUGCUGGUAGCAUUGGAAUGGCCACCGCGGGGUUCUUAGCAUCUGUUGGGUAUAUGUACUACUUUGCUUCAUUCGGUUACAUCGAGGAUAGCGGGGGAAUGAUUCUUCGUUUCCUCAUCAUCUCUUUAGCAUCAGCUCUUGUGGAAUCACUCCCAAUAAGCACCGACAUUGACGACAAUCUCACCAUUUCCUUAACCUCUGCCUUGGCCGGUAUUCUACUCUUCUAAAAAGGCCCUCUCUUUGUUCUGUAUCAUCAAAUAAAGGGUCGAGCUUGAUUGCUGCUAUGGAGGUAAGACUGCAUUCAUAAUUCCCAUCUUCUUGUGUAUGUACGUAUUAGUGAAAGAUCUCAUAUUGUUGUUGUCUACAGAUCUUAUUUUUCAACUGCAAUUGCAGUUGGGUACAAUGUUGUAAUGUUCUAUCCAUUAGUGAGAGAUAUGAUGACGAACAGAGGCUUCUACAAUUUGUAACAGAUACUUAAUA